Homalodisca vitripennis (glassy-winged sharpshooter) is the source of this 771-nucleotide messenger RNA. Its product is annotated as transmembrane protein fend-like. The record is from RefSeq and is a predicted model, not a curated record. The transcript is spliced from 3 exons. Bases 32 to 607 code for a protein of 191 amino acids. NCBI's taxonomy places the organism in Eukaryota, Metazoa, Arthropoda, Insecta, Hemiptera, Cicadellidae.
GGAAUCGAUAACUCGGCAGUUUCCUCUGGCGAUGACCCGCAUCUGCUGGCUGGCCAGAGAGGCAGCCACUAACUCCCUGAUGUACCUAGUCACGUGGCAGCUGUGGGAGGGGAUUCUGCGGGGGAACCUCCUCACCAACUCCUCAUGCGCCACUCUGUCCUUGCGGCCCGAUACCAUCUACCGAGUACAGGUGGCCUUACUCAGUCCAGGAUCUCACGAAGGCGAAAGUGAGCCUUUAGUUGUAGACACACACCUCGUCCACACUGUGGACUCCAGUGUCCUCUCGAGUCACGUGACCACUCUAGGGCUCGGACAACACGUCACUCUGACACACCACGGACAACACGUCAGUCUGACACAGUCGCCAGACCCAGGGACCCAGCUCGUAGUGGGGGUGGCAGCAGCAGUCAUCGUGUUUCUAGUUUUGACCCUCAGCCUUACCUGGAGGUGGCGCCACCGGCUCUCACUGCCUCACACGAAACUGAUAGACGAAGACUUAGUGACUCCUAAUAUUUAUAGAGUUUACCCACCAGCGAUCAGGCUGGUUGCAGAACGUGCAGAUUCCAGACACAUCUUUUCAGACACAACCAGCCUUCUUCAAGACUAAAUAAACAGGGACUUUCCACGUUUUGACACUCAUCGUUGACAUAUUUAUAUAAAAUUAGCAUAUUAGUACCGAAGAAUCCAAGUCCAUACGUUAGAUCCAAAUCUGUAUAAUGGGUAGCUCCAAUUCAUCCCCUGGAUUAACGUUAAAGUACACAACUAUCGCCU